Molecule: messenger RNA, 294 nt
Organism: Meloidogyne enterolobii
Lineage: Eukaryota; Metazoa; Nematoda; Chromadorea; Rhabditida; Meloidogynidae
Source: the annotation of a GenBank genome assembly
AUGAGGCAACAUUUAAGUGAUUAUGUACAUCACUCAAACCCAUUAUCCCCAUUUCUACAAUUCCCGUUACGGGGACGAAUGCCCCAUUCUAAUCAUUAUUUUAUUUCAGCAAAUUCACUUGCCUACAUUGUUAUUUUCGGUCUCGGCCUAGCCCCGGCCCUCCUAUUAUGGUCAACAACAAAUAUACUAACAGGAUGGUCUACAGGCCGAUUUGGAUUAUUCGGUCUUAAACAAAAAAUUCCUGAACAUGAAAUGCUCAACAUUGUCGGUCUGAUAACAAUUAUAAUUGGGUGA